AUGUGCGUUACCAGAACCUCCCCCAGAUUCUCACGGCUGCAGCUAACAGUAUACAGGGCAAAGCUCGUGGACGACCAUCAGAUCCAUACUGCCUCGCUGCAUAACCCGAUACCUUGGCAAUUGCAUACAUACGUCUGGCCUUUCCUCAUCAUCUGGCCUGUGUUCUUCGCCUUCUACCUUUCCCCCGAGCGUUAUGAUACCUACAUUCAGGGACAGGAAUGGACCUUCGUGUUCGCGGGGUCUAUCGUCACAAUUCAGUCGCUCUUUUGGCUAAUGACCAAGUGGAAUAUUGACAUCAACACACUAUUCACUACCACUCGUGCCAAGUCUGUCGACACUGCCCGGCUUAUCAAAGUAGUUCCCAUCACCAACGCUGGCUCUGCCGAGAUCUGCAACUUGAUUAGAGAUAACACCGGUCCGAAGAAGAGCCUUUCAUUUCUCUUCCAGAAGCGCCGCUUCCUGUAUUAUCCCGAGACUGGCACCUUCGCACCCCUGUCUUACGCCCUUGACGCCGAACCGAAGCCGGCCCUCAAGACUUUCCAGCUGAACGAAGGCUUCACGUCGCAGGCCGAGAUUGACCGCAUCCAAAACCACUAUGGCGAUAACACCUUCGAUAUCCCCGUUCCCGGCUUCAUUGAGCUCUUCCAGGAGCACGCCGUCGCGCCGUUCUUCGUCUUCCAGAUUUUCUGUGUUGGAUUGUGGAUGUUGGAUGAAUACUGGUAUUACUCGCUCUUCACGCUCUUCAUGCUCGUUAUGUUUGAAAGCACCGUUGUGUGGCAGCGCCAGAGAACCUUGAGCGAGUUCCGUGGAAUGAGCAUCAAGCCUUACGAUGUCUGGGUAUACCGUGAACGGAAAUGGCAGGAGAUCACCAGUGAUAAGCUUCUCCCCGGUGACCUCAUGUCGGUGAACCGCACCAAAGAGGACAGCGGCGUUGCCUGCGAUAUUCUUCUGGUUGAAGGCAGUGUCAUUGUGAACGAGGCUAUGCUUUCUGGCGAGAGCACGCCUCUGCUGAAAGACUCUGUCCAGCUCCGCCCCGGAGAUGACUUGAUUGAACCGGAUGGAUUGGAUAAGCUCUCGUUUGUGCAUGGAGGUACCAAGGUCCUCCAGGUUACUCACCCUAAUCUAAAUGGCGACGCGGGCUUGAAGAACUUGGCUAGCAACGUUAGCAUGCCUCCAGACAAUGGUGCCUUGGGUGUCGUUGUUAAGACCGGUUUCGAGACCAGCCAGGGUAGCCUCGUUCGGACCAUGAUUUACUCCACUGAACGUGUCUCUGCCAACAACGUUGAAGCUCUUUUGUUCAUUCUCUUCCUCCUGAUUUUUGCCAUUGCCGCUUCGUGGUACGUGUGGCAAGAGGGUGUGAUCCGGGACCGCAAACGCUCCAAGCUUCUGCUCGACUGUGUCCUCAUUAUCACCAGUGUUGUUCCUCCCGAAUUGCCUAUGGAACUGAGCUUGGCUGUUAACACUAGUCUUGCUGCUUUGAGCAAGUAUGCCAUUUUCUGCACUGAGCCUUUCCGUAUCCCCUUUGCUGGUCGGGUUGACAUCGCUUGCUUCGACAAGACUGGUACCCUCACUGGAGAGGACCUUGUCGUUGAUGGUAUUGCUGGACUCACUUUAGGCGAGGCUGGUUCGAAGGUCGAAGCCGAUGGUGCUCACACCGAAUUGGCCAAGCCCUCUGAUGCUGGACCCAACACCACUCUCGUUCUCGCUAGUGCUCACGCCUUGGUCAAACUGGAUGAGGGUGAGGUCGUUGGUGACCCUAUGGAAAAGGCUACUUUGGAAUGGCUUGGUUGGACUCUGGGUAAGAACGAUAUUCUAUCUUCCAAGGGCAACGCUCCUGUUGUCUCCGGUCGGAACGUCGAGUCUGUUCAAAUCAAGAGAAGAUUCCAAUUCUCCUCGGCACUGAAGCGCCAGAGUACCAUCGCGACCGUUACGACCAAUGACCGCAAGGCUUCCAAGAAGGUUAAGUCUACCUUUGUGGGUGUCAAGGGUGCCCCCGAGACCAUCAAUACUAUGCUGGUCAACACACCCCCCAACUACGAAGAGACCUACAAGCACUUCACCCGCAACGGUGCUCGUGUGCUUGCCCUUGCCUACAAGUACCUUUCAUCUGAAACAGAGCUGUCCCAGAGCCGCGUCAACAACUACGUCCGCGAAGAGAUUGAAUCUGAACUGAUCUUUGCCGGUUUCCUUGUCCUGCAGUGCCCCCUGAAGGAUGAUGCCAUCAAGUCUGUCCGUAUGCUGAAUGAAAGCAGCCACCGUGUUGUCAUGAUUACUGGUGAUAACCCGUUGACCGCUGUCCAUGUUGCACGCCAAGUUGAGAUUGUUGACCGUGAGGUUCUUAUCCUUGAUGCUCCGGAACAUGACCUCUCUGGAACCAAGAUUGUCUGGCGUACUAUCGACGAUAAGCUCAAUUUGGAAGUCGACCCCACUAAGCCUCUCGACCCGGAGAUCUUGAAAACUAAGGACAUCUGUAUCACCGGAUUUGCCCUGGCAAAGUUCAAGGGCCAGAAGGCUCUCCCUGAUCUGCUCCGUCACACCUGGGUUUAUGCUCGUGUGUCUCCCAAGCAGAAGGAAGAAAUUCUUCUUGGUCUUAAGGAUGCUGGAUAUACCACUCUGAUGUGCGGUGAUGGCACCAACGAUGUUGGCGCUCUGAAGCAGGCCCACGUCGGUGUCGCCCUUCUGAACGGCUCGCAAGAGGAUCUCACCAAGAUCGCUGAACACUAUCGGAACACCAAGAUGAAGGAGCUGUACGAGAAGCAGGUCGGCAUGAUGCAAAGAUUCAACCAGCCCGCCCCUCCAGUCCCUGUUCUCAUCGCUCACCUGUAUCCCCCCGGUCCUUCCAACCCACACUACGAGAAAGCCAUGGAGCGGGAGUCGCAGCGCAAGGGUACCGCGAUUACCGCUACCGGCGCAACCCCCGAAGCUAUCCCAACUAUCACGUCUCCUGGCGCACAGGCCCUGCAGCAAUCGAACUUGACUCCCCAGCAACAGAAAAAGCAGCAGGCCCAGGCUGCCGCAGCUGGCCUCGCAGACAGGCUUACGUCUUCUAUGAUGGAACAGGAGCUGGAUGACAGCGAGCCUCCCACUAUCAAGUUGGGUGAUGCAUCAGUCGCUGCCCCCUUCACCAGCAAGUUGGCCAAUGUUAUUGCUAUCCCAAAUAUUCUUCGUCAAGGUCGUUGCACCCUGGUUGCGACUAUUCAGAUGUACAAGAUUCUUGCCUUGAACUGCUUGAUCAGUGCCUACAGUCUGAGUGUCAUCUACCUGGAUGGUAUCAAAUUCGGUGAUGGACAGGUCACCAUCAGCGGUAUGCUGAUGAGUGUUUGCUUCCUCUCUAUUUCCCGCGCCAAGUCUGUCGAGGGUCUGUCUAAGGAGCGCCCGCAGCCCAAUAUCUUCAACGUCUACAUCAUUGGAUCUGUUCUUGGACAGUUUGCCAUCCACAUUGCGACUCUUGUGUACCUCUCCAACUAUGUCUAUAAGCACGAGCCGAGAGCUUCCGAUAUUGAUCUCGAGGGCGAGUUUGAGCCUUCCCUCCUGAACAGUGCCAUCUACCUCCUCCAGCUGAUUCAACAAAUCUCCACUUUCUCGAUCAACUACCAAGGUCGUCCCUUCCGCGAGUCAAUUCGUGAAAACAAGGGCAUGUACUGGGGUCUCAUCGCCGCGUCGGGUGUUGCAUUCUCCUGUGCCACUGAAUUCAUUCCCGAGCUGAAUGAGAAGCUGCGCCUCGUUCCCUUCACGAGUGAGUUCAAGAUGACUCUGACCGUGCUGAUGAUCUUCGACUACGGUGGCUGCUGGUUGAUUGAGAAUGUUCUCAAGCACCUGUUCAGUGACUUCCGUCCUAAAGACAUUGCUAUUCGUCGCCCCGAUCAGCUGAAGCGCGAGGCGGAGCGUAAGUUGCAAGAGCAAGUUGAUGCUGAGGCUCAGAAGGAGCUGCAAAGAAAGGUUUAG
Messenger RNA from Penicillium griseofulvum, 3945 nucleotides. RefSeq names its product ion-transporting P-type ATPase SPF1. Bases 1 to 3945 code for a protein of 1314 amino acids. The record is from RefSeq and is a predicted model, not a curated record. The transcript has 3 exons. Gene Ontology annotation, biological process: intracellular calcium ion homeostasis. Lineage: Eukaryota; Fungi; Ascomycota; Eurotiomycetes; Eurotiales; Aspergillaceae. Gene Ontology annotation, cellular component: endoplasmic reticulum membrane. Gene Ontology annotation, molecular function: ATP hydrolysis activity; P-type ion transporter activity; ATP binding.